This is a messenger RNA of Myotis myotis, 875 nucleotides long. RefSeq names its product maturin-like. The coding region runs from base 22 to 417 and encodes 131 amino acids. The transcript has a single exon. Gene Ontology annotation, cellular component: cytoplasm. Lineage: Eukaryota; Metazoa; Chordata; Mammalia; Chiroptera; Vespertilionidae. The record is from RefSeq and is a predicted model, not a curated record. Gene Ontology annotation, biological process: regulation of signaling; positive regulation of megakaryocyte differentiation.
GGCGAGGGCGCGGCGGGCAGGAUGAAUUUCCAGCAGCCGGCGGACGUCGCGGAGAAAUGGUGCUCCAACACGCCCUUCGAGCUCAUCGCCACGGAGGAGACCGAGCGCAGGAUGGAUUUCUACGCCGACCCCGGCGUCUCCUUCUACGUGCUGUGUCCGGACAACGGCUGCGGGGACAAUUUUCACGUGUGGAGUGAGAGCGAGGACUGCCUGCCUUUCCUGCAGCUCGCACAGGACUACAUCUCCUCCUGCGGCAAGAAGACGCUCCAGGAAGUCUUGGAAAAAGUCUUCAAGUCUUUCAGACCCUUACUGGGGCUUCCGGAUGCUGACGACGACGCAUUUGAAGAGUACAGUGCAGACGUGGAGGAGGAGGAGCCAGAGGCGGACCACCCCCAAAUGGGAGUCAGUCAGCAGUAAACUUGGAAGGGCUCCCGCCUGCCAAGGAGUGAGCCCUGUGGUCCCCGAGGCGGGCUCGCCUGCUGCUCCUGGGCUAGCUCUUAGCAACAGGACGCCUGACUCCCAGCUUCCAAAUUAAAACGAAAUACCUUCUUAACAACCACAAAAUAUCUGGGAUGAGCUACGCUCAGAAGUGACCUGUGUUUGACUCCCGUAUCAGUGGGUGUCUAUGGCGUUGUCUCGGUAGCCUUGGCCAUUUCUAAUUUAGAGUCCAUUCUGUGUCUGACGGUUCUCUCUUGAGCUUCUAUUGGAGAAUUGACAUUCACUGACUCGAGUGUAGGGAACUCUGAAUGUAUUAAGGAUGUGUUUUGAGUCCUCACCGGUGACUUUAUGGAGGGAAAGCAUGGCAGAGAAGAAUUGCAGUCUGCACUUUGUAUGUACCUGGUGACGUGUCGUAAGUGAACGUUUUUGCUUUUAAA